This is a messenger RNA of Oppiella nova, 303 nucleotides long. Lineage: Eukaryota; Metazoa; Arthropoda; Arachnida; Sarcoptiformes; Oppiidae. The record is from the annotation of a GenBank genome assembly.
AUGGAACAGAUGGAUUUCAACCUUGUGAAAAUCAUAAUACAGUUGACCGUGAUAACCCGCCUCACUGUGCAGCAAGAAGAGGAUAAAAAUAACAAGUUUCACGGCUACUGGGUUAUGGUCAUUCGUAUGGUGAUAGGCACAAAAAUCUUCGGAUUAGAGGGGGAGGGAUGUAUUUCCGGCUCAGAUCAGUACCGAUUCCUAUGGCUGUUAUAUGACGACUUGUACGACACGGGUGAUCGUGAAACCCGGUUGCAGGUGUUGGACAGUAUGUAUGAGUUUGCCAGCAAUGGGGACUCCUAUUAA